AUGGCUACUAAUCCUGAUGGCACUCCUGUUACUUCCGGCGACGGUUCUUCUCCUCUAGCCCUUCCUGUUUCUACCUCUGCUUCAACGGAGACUUCUCCCUACUACCUUCAUCCAUCCGACAACCCUGGAGCUUUAAUCACCUCUGUUCUCCUUCGAGGAGAUAACUACUCAGAAUGGGCAACCGAACUCUCCAACUCGUUGCAGGCUAAACAGAAACUUGGAUUCAUCAAUGGAUCUUUUGUUAAACCUGCUGCGGAUCCAGACCUUUCUCGUUGGUUAGCAACCAACUCAAUGAUCGUUGGGUGGAUUCGUACAUCCAUCGACCCAAAGAUACGUUCUACGGUGACUUUUGUUCCUGAAGCACACAAACUUUGGGAUAAUCUACAACGUCGCUUCUCUGUCAAAAGUGGUGUCCGCAUCCAUCAACUCCGUGAUGAAAUCAACAACUGCUGCCAAAAAGGACAAACUGUUCAAGAAUUCUUUGGUCGUCUUUCCAAACUGUGGGAAGAUCUUGACACUUUGAAGACAACCCGCUCCUGCUCGUGUGAUGCUUCUUCGGAGAUUGAGAAAGAACGUGAAGACAUCAGAGUUCACAAAUUUCUCUUUGGUCUUGAUGAGUCUCGUUUCCGCAACGUACGUUCUAAAAUCAUUGAUGAAGACCCUCUACCUGAUCUCAACACUGUUUACUCACGCGUUACUCGUGAAGAACAACAUCUCAACUCUGCUCGCAACUCCGAGGUCAAAACAGAUGCUGUCGGUUUCUCUGUCCAACACGAUACCUCCAAGCUUGAAGAGUCUCGUGGUUCUAUUGUCGCUGCUGUUCGCACUCGUGAUCCUAAUCGCUUCUGCACUCACUGCUCCCGUAAAGGCCAUGAUAAUUCUGAGUGUUUUCUCCUUCAUGGUUAUCCUGAAUGGUGGCAAGAACAACAACGUCAAAACUCUGCAUCUGGUUCUGGACAACGUGGACGUGGUGGCGGUCGUUUCUCUAACUCAGGACGUGGUCGUGGCAGAUCAUAUCCUCCUCGUGCUAUCUCUAACAACGCCACAACUCCAACGAAUGUAGGCUGGAACACCGAUCAGAUAUCUCAACUACUGCAACUACUUCAAACUCCUCGUACUACGAUCUCUUCUGAAAAGUUGUCCGGUAAAGCAAAAUUCUCUGAUAUUAUUAUUGAUACAGGGGCCUCUCAUCACAUGACGGGAAAUCUAUCUCUCCUUAGUGACGUCUUCGACAUUCUACCUUCUGCGGUUACUUUUCCAGAUGGGAAAUCCUCUCGAGCCAUAAAACGUGGCAAACUAGUCUUAAGUCGAGAUUACUAUCUCCUUGACGUCCUCUAUGUUCCUGAUUUCAAUUGCACAUUGAUCUCCGUUUCACGACCGUUUUACGAAGACCCUGAUUGGAACGGGGGAGGAACGUGA
This is a messenger RNA of Camelina sativa (false flax), 1419 nucleotides long. NCBI's taxonomy places the organism in Eukaryota, Viridiplantae, Streptophyta, Magnoliopsida, Brassicales, Brassicaceae. The record is from RefSeq and is a predicted model, not a curated record.